This is a messenger RNA of Besnoitia besnoiti, 4170 nucleotides long. RefSeq lists its product as uncharacterized. The record is from RefSeq and is a predicted model, not a curated record. The transcript has 3 exons. Gene Ontology annotation, molecular function: RNA binding. NCBI's taxonomy places the organism in Eukaryota, Apicomplexa, Conoidasida, Eucoccidiorida, Sarcocystidae. The coding region runs from base 1 to 4170 and encodes 1389 amino acids.
AUGAGCUUAGUGCCUCCCCAACUACAGCAACUGCUCCAGUUAAGCGCUCUGGCCAACGGGUGUUCACAAAGCAGAAACCUUCCGGAAAGGAUAGACGAUGCAAACUUGGGGCUUUCUGCCUUCGGUACCCAAGGCGGCCUUCUCUCCGAACCAGGCAACUCUGCUGCGGGCAUAGGGCCGAGCGGUAAUGCGGCAUCCAGCCGUAACAACUACUCAGGUAGCAGCAAUGUAUCAGUGGUAUCUGGGUCGUGCGGUACCUUUCCUCAACUUGUUGUGCGGUCAAAUGACGGCGCAGUUGGAGGGAAACACGGCGGCCAUAUGUAUCAUGGAGGCAGUACUCGGGGAUCUCCAGCGGCGUACGGAUGUGCUUCACCAGGGAGUCGUGAGACGAGCCCUCAACAGCCUGGCAGAACAUUUGUUGGAAAUAUUCCGCCAGAUAUCACUAGGGUGUCGGUGAAGAGACUGGCGGAGAGGUAUGGGACGGUAAUCGGAGUCGAAUAUGACCCGCAACCUGGAAAGUGGGCCUAUGCCUAUAUUAUCUUCGCUACCUCCACUAUGGCAGAUCGAGCCGCUGGUGCGAUGCAUGGGAAAAGAGCGUUCGAGCAUGCUGAGUUUCACCGCCUUGUCAGCUGCCGCUGCGCCAAGGAUUUCCCCUUGACUCGUUUGCCGCUAACGAAAAUGGAUCUGCCGUGUUUGAAUACCUCGCCACCAUCAGACGGGUCCUUGAGCAGCGGUAAUCAUGGGGUUCAUACGCCAACGCCUGGAUUGCAUGGGAUGGAUCCUCGCAGUACAAAUAACAGCAGCGGGGUGGGCGUGCCGAUGGGUCAGGCGUCACCACUCACGGUCGGGUGGGCCCUCGGAGGAGGAAGCCUUUCGGUGUCUUCUGCGACUACCCCCGGAGGCGUGGCGGCGCCGCUGUCCGCAGCUUCGGCAGCGUCCAUCGUGUCGCCACCAAUAAACACUAAUUUAGGGGCGCUUCAUCUCGGCGGAACAGGGCAGGGAGUGUCGUCUAUGUGCGACGCCUCUUCUUCGUACUCAGGCAUGACAGAAGGCGUAGGAGGCGGCGGAUGCGGCUCAAGCGUGUCGACAGCUGUGGGGGGAAGCAGUAUUCUCUUUUCUCAUCAAGACUUCAGCUGUUCCAUAUCCAGUCCCUCUCAGAGUGCCAGCGUCCGGUAUGCCGGGUCGUACGCCAGCGCGGAAACCACCACUUACAGCACAAGCCGCAGCUAUCAGCACGGAGGGGUCCCCGGCCCACAGCCCAGCAACCUGAACGCAGAUGCAGCAGCAGCAGCAUUCUCCGGCAAUGCUGGAAGCGAAGCCGAAGGUCAUACGAAUGCGGCAACUGGCGUUCUGGCAGCGUUGGGAGGGCUUGGUUCCCGCUCGGCGAUCCAGGGUAUGAGAAUCGGGCCGCGAAGGAGUUGUGUCUUAGACCCAGCCGUGAUCCAGGAGCAAGCAAGGAAGACAACCUUCACACUCCUCAGAGACGGGCCGCCAGGCGCGAACCUAUUCAUAUACGGGAUUCCAGCGUGCUGGAAGGAGCUGGAACUCAUGGUUCUCGUUGGGCAGUUCGGGCACGUUGUCGGCAUCAGGGUUCCUCCUGCUUCUUCUACCGUCGUGCCACCGUCGUCAAACUUCCCUCCUGGCGGGCCGAUAGGCAGCAGCAAUACAAAUACUACGCUUCUGUCAUGCUGCAGCUACAACCGAGGUUUCGGAUUUGCUUCGUACGAUAACACAAGUGCAGCUUUUGAGGCGUUUCGCCAGCUCUCUGGGUUGACUGUGGCUGGCAAGGCACUGAAGAUUCAGCUGAAGAAUGGUGAAGAACAUCUGCUCGAUUCUGCCUUGAAGGCCAUGGCUGCCACCAACGCGCAUCUUUCUGCGGCGACCGGCUCAUCAGCAAACCUCACGUUUAGUGGAGGGACAUUGGGUGGCGCUGCGCCCGAUGCGGGUCACCGUGGCGCUGUAUUUUUCAACGCUGCUCACGCCACUGCAGGUUCAAGUUUAGUUUCUGGCCGGAGCUGGGGUAGAGCCGCCAGCCCGCUGGGCCGGGCCCACACCGGGGGCCCCACUUCCUGUAUGUCUCCGAGCUGGAGCACCCACGGAGCAGGAGGGGCCUACCAUCAUACUGGGAAUGGCCUUCAAUUCGCCCUCUCAUCCUCUGUGAGUGGCAUGCCAGUGAAGCAUCUCGCUGAACUCUCUGUCCUUGUAGCGGCUGCGAUGAAUCAGCAGACAGGAGAAAAAAAUAUCGUAAGUGUAGAAGGCCCUUCAGGAUCGUUGAACGAGUUUGGAGGAGGGGGCACAACGGGCCCCUCUUUGGCUCCGACUGUUGCACUGGCCUCAUCUUCAGCGGCCUCCGAAUGCGAAGUUGGAGGCGGGCGGGACGCGGGUAAAACGUCUGCGGCGCCGGAUCCUUUCCUGGCUGCCACUGCUGCGGGCCUGUCUUCCCUGCUGGCGGCGUCUGGCGGUAGUGGGAAAGGGACAGUGACCUCGCAGCAACAGGUUCUUCUGCAGCAAGCGUUCAGCACGAUGUCUGCAGCACAGAAGCAGCAGCUGCUGCGUCUCCUUGCGCAGCCGACACACCAAGAGGCUGUCCGCCGUUUUCCCACCACCGUGGGCGCCGUAGGCUGUGGGAGCCAUGGGAAGACUGGCGGCCGCUUUGCGCAGCAGUGGGUAGCUGGACCGGACGGCCUUCCGGGCGCAGACUCAUCGGGGGUGGACCCUGGAAACGGGUCAAGCCGAGCACUAGGCUUGUCUUUGUCGCUUUAUCGGCCAUCGUCGACUCUCAGAAAGUUCCUCAUAGGCGAGUUAUCGCACCACCAGCCCUCGAAAGCAGUGUUCCCCCCCUCGGAGAAGACCGAUCUCGGCUCAGAAACGCGUGAUAGUCCACUUCGGCAAUGGCAUCUCCAAUCGAGACAGGCAGCGGAAGAUUCGCUUUCCAAGGCAGACGACGCUGCGUCAAAUUCAGCGAUUGCUACCUCGUCCAGCUUCAGCCAUGGUACAACCGGAGCUGAUGCGAGAGAUGGAGAUGGUGCGUUAGUGAGUAACCCCGCAGUGAACUGCGGAGAUGCGGUUGGCCUCCCACUAGGUCCCCAAGUGGCGGGCGCGUCAGCAUGUGGAGCCCCAGGUCAUCUUGGGGAGUGGGCAACGUUCUCCGGAGGUGCCGAGUGUCUGUUUGGCUCUCUGCUCGGUCAGCAUGCUUCUGGAUUGCGCACGUCUAUGGAUACGGAAGACCGGCACUCUCUGGAGCCAUCAGGCGAUCACUUUCCUUUCGCUGAAGACGAUACCCAUCAUGUAGGGUAUCGGGGCAUGCCAUGGUUCCCAGCCGCUCCCGGCGAAGCGGGUGAAGGAGGAAACUUCGCGUUCGGCCGCGAAGACGUGUCAGCGCCACUCCCGUGCAACGCCGCCCCCGGCGAGAGGCCUGUGCCUAGCAGGUGGCCGUGGCCAGGCGGCAUCCCCGCGGCAGAUAGUGACGCUCUCAGCAGACGUAGCUCUGGGGGAACCCACAUGGUGUCCGCUUCGUUCUCCGUCGCCGCCGCUGCAUCAGAAUUCUGCGCAGCUCCGAUGAAGAUGGAAGGCGAAGAAAAAGGUGACGGCUGUGCAAGCCGAGCCACGUCGUGCCCGGUGGGUGACGACUUUACUGGCUUUUCCGGGUCCGAGGCAUUUCCUCCUGUCCUUCCCGUGUGUGGAGUCGAGCUGCCAGGAGGAGGUGAAAUUCAGCUAGGACGGGGAUGUACGACGGCUCACACACUUGUGCAGCAGUUGGCCCAGUGUGUGUCCAUGCUUGCGUCGCCGGCUGGUUUGUUUCGGCAAGCAGGGGCGCCCGCCAGUUUGACACUAGAGGAGAUGGAAUCUUGCAGAGGGGAGGCGACUGGCGGAGGGGAUGGAGAGCGGAGGAGACGCAGGGACUUCGGCAGGAAGGACCACGAAGGAUGCAACCGGGCGACCCUAGCCAAAGAGGCCGAAGAGGAAUCUGCAGGCAGAUCCCCAUCAGCGGAGAGUGUCCCACGCUGUCACGAGGGACACUUGGAAGGAGCCAGUCGAGUGUGGGAGGCGGCCAUAGGUUCAGGUGAUUCGGCUGGCGAAGAGCCACAGGAGGGACGCGAAGAGAGGGGGUGUGAGGCAGCUGGAGCUCCAGGUGAGGCGGAAUCCGUAGUGUCGUUGAUGUGUGCGUAG